AUGGCUCUGACACUCCACGGCUAUGCCACAUCCCUUUGCACUUGGCGCGUGCGCACUGUAUUUGAGGAGAAGGGGGUCGAGUAUGAAUUGAUCACCGUCGACUUGUUUAACGCAGAACAAAAGUCCGAAGCUUAUGUCAAAAGUCUUCAUCCGUUUGGUAGAAUUCAUAUUCUCAUUAAUAAUGAGUCUGGCAUCCAGGUUUUCGCGAUCGCUCAAUAUAUUUCAUCCAAAUACCGCGGUCAUGGAAUCAAUCUAUCUCCUCCCAAGAGUAAUUUGAAAGCAUACGCUCAAUAUCAACAGGCUUUAUCCAUUGAGCUAUCUUACUUCGACCCCGCUGUUAAUACGAUCGUCUAUGAAAAUGUUUUCAAGAGCAGGAGAGGACGAGGAUCUCCAGAUACAAGCGCUAUCAAGAGCGCUAUCGACCAACUUGAUGACGCCCUGCAGAGUUAUGAGCGCCUUUUAUCCAAACAAAGCUAUCUGGCGGGGGAUGAGAUUAGUCUGGCAGAUUUAUUUCACUUGCCAUAUGGAACAAAGGCUGAGCCAUUCGGCUUGGGGGAUCUCCUUGGAAAAUAUCCAGCUGUCAGCAAGUGGUGGAAUGAAUUAAAAGCUAGAGAAAGUUGGAUAAAAGUUGACAGUUAA
Messenger RNA from Talaromyces proteolyticus, 639 nucleotides. Its product is annotated as putative glutathione S-transferase. The record is from RefSeq and is a predicted model, not a curated record. The transcript is spliced from 3 exons. NCBI's taxonomy places the organism in Eukaryota, Fungi, Ascomycota, Eurotiomycetes, Eurotiales, Trichocomaceae. Gene Ontology annotation, molecular function: glutathione transferase activity; glutathione binding. Gene Ontology annotation, cellular component: cytoplasm. Bases 1 to 639 code for a protein of 212 amino acids.